AUAAAAAGAGCACAAUCUCAAAACAAUAACAACACAGAUUAUGGUAGGCAUACUUCAGCUUCGUCUUCUGGCUACGCUGGAUCUGGAGAAAACACGAGUUUUGCAUUCAUCCCGACAAAACUACGGAGGGACUUGAUCGAGUUGUUGGAUAGAAAUAUCACCGGAAGGGAUAACUGGAAGAUGUUAGCAGAACAUCUAGGUUACAAGCUACAGUAUAUACAGUGGUUGGAUGAACCUCGUAUCCAGAGUCCAACAGAGAGGCUUCUUAUGCGAUGGGAAAUUGAUGUAACUGAAAGUCCAGAAGACGCAUUACGUAAUCUUGAAAAAAUACUUCGGAAAAUCGAAAGACAUGAUGCUGCAACUAAAAUACAGGUGCAUCUUAAUGAAUGUUCAAUCGGAAAGGAAACCACAGUAUAA
Molecule: messenger RNA, 417 nt
Organism: Paramuricea clavata
Lineage: Eukaryota; Metazoa; Cnidaria; Anthozoa; Malacalcyonacea; Plexauridae
Source: the annotation of a GenBank genome assembly